AUGGCUUCCGAGAGCAAGCGCCAGAGCUCAGCUCCCAAAGUAGCUGUCGCACUACCAAAGACAGACGGCACGCAGUCACCGGCACAGAUGGUGUCGCAGGAGGCCGCCUUGCAUGCUGCCAUAGGGUCAAGGGUACGCGUAAGUACUGCUGCUCCCAACCAGUCCACUGUUGAAGGCACAAUCUAUGUUGCCGAUGCGACCACGAACCUUCUCGUUGUCAAUGUUUCUCCAGCUCAGAAUACUGCCAUAUCAGCCUCGACACUUCAUGCCCCCAGCGGCUCCUACAGAAUAAUACCUAUCUCUCAGAUAUCUUCCUUCCAGCUUCAAGCGCUUCCUCCAGCACAGAUGAGUAACCUUGAGUUGUCACCACAACGAAAUACCCUUGAUACUGCAGCCCUACAAUCACGCCUAAAUCGAGAAGUCACAAAAUUACAGACUGCACAGUCACGGCAGGGACCUAAAGGGACCAGCCCAGCCGAACAAGCACUCUUCGAUAGUUUCAGUCGAACUAUGCCCACGCAGUGGCACGGCAACGCUAUGAUUGUGUCUGAGACUUUCAUUAUCGAGAAGCCCUACCAGCCUACAAAUGUUAGAUUGAUGGACGGUGCAAGUGGAGACAUUGAUCGGAUGAAACGUGUGCUCGAUAUGGAGCGGAACAAGAUAGCCCUUAAGUUUGGAAAGCAACAAAUCGAUAACAGGCUGGGAGAGUCUCCAACGUCUGCUGGCAGAAACAACCUCAAGAAAGGCGGAUAG
Lithohypha guttulata is the source of this 753-nucleotide messenger RNA. RefSeq lists its product as uncharacterized. The transcript is spliced from 2 exons. The coding region runs from base 1 to 753 and encodes 250 amino acids. The record is from RefSeq and is a predicted model, not a curated record. NCBI's taxonomy places the organism in Eukaryota, Fungi, Ascomycota, Eurotiomycetes, Chaetothyriales, Trichomeriaceae.